Messenger RNA from Argiope bruennichi, 1107 nucleotides. Its product is annotated as cilia- and flagella-associated protein 298-like. Gene Ontology annotation, biological process: regulation of cilium movement. The transcript has 7 exons. Lineage: Eukaryota; Metazoa; Arthropoda; Arachnida; Araneae; Araneidae. The coding region runs from base 130 to 837 and encodes 235 amino acids. The record is from RefSeq and is a predicted model, not a curated record.
CGUGCUUUAAUUUUGAAAUUGAAUGUUUAUGUUUCAAUAAAAUUCAAGCUACGAAAUAUAUUUAAUGUAGUUUUUUUUUCCCCUGAAGUAUAUCCUUGUUAAAGAGUUUGUCGUUUCUUUUUGUUAAUUAUGGUAAAAUUACAUGUUAAAAAGGAAGAUCAGAGCUUAUUUUGGUUUGAAACCCAAACUAGUGACAACAUACGCGAUCUUUUCAAAUCUCUUGUACAAAUACACAAUGGGAAACUGAAAAUUCAGAGACUAUGCUAUGAAAUUGAAGAAUUGUCAAAAUAUGGUGUAAGCCUUCCUCCAAAUAUGCAAGGUUUGACAGCAGGGCAGAUAUCAGAAAUGGUUUUAAAGGAUGAAUGGGCUCAAAAGAAUCUUACUCCAUCCGAUUAUGUAAUUAACCAUGACCCUAUGGGAAGGAGGAAUGGUUUAGCACCAAAAGAAAAGCAUGCUGAAAUUCUGACAAAAACUACCGCUGAAGCUAAAACAAGAAUUUCUCAGAUAAUGAUAGAUGCUGGAAUUUGCUUGACUAUUGCUGACAUUGAAGACACAUUACAUAUACUGUGUGGUGCAGUAAAAAUCUGCUAUCCAAUGGGACUUCCAUCGUAUGAAAUAAUAAGUCAAGAACUUGAAGGGAAAGAAGAUCUUUCAGGUACUCAGGCCAGUAAAGAAAUUCUAGAACCAGAUAGAACUGAGCUAUGGUUGGCUAGUAGAAAACUUGACCUUAGCAAAAUUCUCAGUGAUUACAUUGGCAAGAAUGAAAAAAGUAAAAUUGUUGUAAAAUUGCAGAAGAAAGGUUCUGAUACACCAGCUAAGGAAUCAGCUUUAACUUAACAACAAAGGAAGGAUUUUAUGAUGGCAGAACAUCAUCGCCAUGAAGAAUUAAAGAAAUUGGAAAAUGAUGAUGAUGAUUCGCAUCUGGAUUCACAAUGGGCUGAUAGCAACAGUUUAAAAAAAUCUUUCCUUGGUUUGAGUACUAUAAAGUUCAAAUAAUUUUUAUAAGUUGGGUUUUCAGUUAUAAAAAAAAUGAUCUUGUAAAUGUUAUGUUUAAUAAUAUAUGUAUACAGUUUAGUUUUAAAAAAAUAAAUCUGAAAAGUAUCAAAA